ACUGUGUGUGACGUGACGCCUGCCGUGUGUGUACGUGUUCUGUUCAUCGAUUGUGAGAAUUCAAAACGAAUACGCUGCGCUGCUGCACUCUAAAAUACACCGCAUAGGCCUAAAUUCAGGACGAAGGCCCAGCGGGUGGGCCUAUAUAUUUCAAAUUUUGCCCUGUCAAAUUUUGGACAAAACUACCGGAAUGGAAUUGCUUUGUUUGAAGACGGUGCUGUGCGUUGUUUUCUCAGUUUCAAUAUUCAUAGCGCUGACUCCGGUCGUGUUAGCAUCGACAAACGCACCAACGUCUGCUCCAGGCGGUGGCGACGAGGAAGAGGUAAUCAUCGGUGUGGGCAACAUCGACGUCCGCUGCUACACCUGCGACAACGUGCAAGAUAAUGACGAGUGCAACGGCGUGCACCUGGGAGAAAACGGGACAUUGACCAAGUGUACCUACGAGCGAUCCAACUGUUUUAGCCUGAUCAAGAUGAACGCCGCCGGGGACGGCUACACGGCUCAGAAGGGCUGCAUGGAAUUCGACGAAUGCUACGACAGGUUCUACGAAUUGGUGUCGGACCCCAUCAAGGGGGCCGAUUGUAUGCGGUUCGGUAUCCUGGGCCACGACCCGCUGCCGGCCGACAUCGAGUGCUUCUACUGCUGCUUCUCCGCCGAGGGUCAGUCCCAGGACUCCUGCAACCAGGCCAUGGGGGUCAGCUUCCUGGCCCUGCCCGAGCCCAACAACUGGGACCCGGCCGUGGACAAGUGGGAGGGACACGAGCCAGGGGUGAGCACGGCGCCGCCCGAGGUCACCAGCGGCGGCGACCCGGUGGCCCGUCCUCUGGCGGCUGUGGUCGGCCUCCACCUGCUGCUGUUCUCCGCUCUUCUCGCCUAGUGCGCGCGAAUGGAUGCUCCUUCACGCCCAGAACUCAAGAGCCUCACAUUACCCAUCGGAAUGAUUUCGGAAACAAAAAGGUUGAAAUUAAUUUCCGUUGUGUCAGUAGCCUAACAUUGACAUUACUGAGCUCAAAAUGAAUGUGGAUGAAAAAUGGAAAGUCACACAAUGGUUGGCCCGAUUGCACAAGGAAACUGGCGAGCCAUUCCUUUGCGGUUUGCCAGUGCUGUUCAAGACUUAGCUGCCAGAAACCCAAGACCAAUUUAGCAUGACAACAAAAUAAAGUGGUAAAUUUGUCAUUUUAUUCCAUCCUAGCAAUAAACAGUUUUUUCCGAUAAUAUUUCAAGAUACGAGUGACAUCUCAGUGUUUAUACGUGAAGAUUAUUCUGUAUAAUCAUUAAUAUAUGCUAUUUUUAUGAUUCCAAGGUGAAUGAUAUCCAAAAUUUGAAGAUCUAAAAUUGAACAAAUUUGCACAAAUGACUUUGAAAAGAGAAAAGUAACCAAAAUAAAAAACAAUGAAAUUUUAUUUACACCUUCAAUUUAAACCGUAUUCCACGCUUGUGCAUUUCAUGCAAUUUCUUUCAUACUAUGUUUUGCUGUUUUAAAACUUGACCUCCGGGAGCCCCCCCGUACGUCUUCUACCCAUGCGCACAAACAUUACACUCCUGACAACUGACCUCAUAUGACGCUUUCGGAAAUAUAAAGCCGAUUUUAUUGACGGUCCAGGUUGGACGACAGAAAUAAACGGUUUGAGCGGUCCCAGCAGAGACAAAAGGUG
Messenger RNA from Acanthaster planci (crown-of-thorns starfish), 1655 nucleotides. RefSeq names its product 63 kDa sperm flagellar membrane protein-like. The record is from RefSeq and is a predicted model, not a curated record. NCBI's taxonomy places the organism in Eukaryota, Metazoa, Echinodermata, Asteroidea, Valvatida, Acanthasteridae.